Messenger RNA from Ambispora gerdemannii, 1710 nucleotides. The record is from the annotation of a GenBank genome assembly. NCBI's taxonomy places the organism in Eukaryota, Fungi, Glomeromycota, Glomeromycetes, Archaeosporales, Ambisporaceae.
AUGGAAUUACAAGGCAAAGACGGGCAAAUAUCUCUUCUCACCCAACAAAACAAGAACUUGGAAAGAAACCAGAAAAAUUUAGAAAAAUGGCGAUUCGAGAAUGAAGAAUAUAUGGAAAAUGUAGUUGCCGAAAAUAAUAAGUUGCAAGAAGCAAUAACAGAAUCAGAACGUGUGAGAAUAAAUUAUGAUUAUGAAAUAGAUGGUCAUCUAGAACUAAUAGGUGAAUUACAGGAAAAAAAUCAAAGCCUAAGUGGCAAAAAUUCUCGAUUAGAAAGAGAAAAUAGGGAAGAAGAGGAAAAUCAAAAUCUUAUUAAAAACUACGAGCUAGAAAUCGCAACUAAGAACCGGGAAAUAAAAGAUUUGAAAAAUAAAAACCAGCAACUGACUAUGGAAAAUACUUCUUUACAAGUUACUAGCCGCUCCCGCCAAAACAGCGUUCGUAAUCGCACUAACUCAAUUGAAAGUUCUAAAUCGAAAGAAGGAAAAGAAUUAUCAAAAGAGUUAACAGGUGCCGUGAAAAAAAGACCAUCGCUGGAACAGAAAAUAAUAAAAAUGUUUAGUUGGAGUAGGAGAAGUAGCAAUGCUAGUCCUAAAUACUUCCCAGACAGUCCAACGAAUUAUUUUUCUUCAUCCUCCGACCAUAAAGAUAUAGAUUCUGAUUUAUCAAAAUCAAUGGAAAGUCUGCUCCAAACGACUUCUUCAAUUCAUGAAUUAGUUGGAGAAGAAUCAGAAGAAAAUGAGCGAAUUGUGACCAAAUUACAAGACCAAAUAAAGGACUUGGAGAAAAGAAAUUGUCUUUUAGAGGAAAUGAAUCGGGAAUCAACCAAACUUGGUGCCGAAGGAAAUGACCCUGAGCCCGCUCCCGAAGCAUGUAAAAAUUGUCCGCUACUUCGCCAAAAAAUCGCUGAUUUAGAGACCCAAGCCCAGAAUUUUGCGAAAAUAUUGACCGCCAAAAAUCAGGAAAAUAAAACUGCUUUUCCGACCGAUAAUAAAGAACAAAGGUGUGAUUUUCCCGAACACCCAUUAGAAAUAACAGCCCUAAAAGCCGAGAGAGUGAAUUUUGAAAACGAUAUCUGGGAGAAAAAGAAAAAAAUCGCGGAAUUAGAAAAAGCCUUAGAAAAUAAGCAAUCCGAAAUAAACAAAUUAAGUGCUAAUAAAAAAACCGCUGAGCAUAUAAAUUUUUCUGAGAGAGAGGAGGAAAUCAGGAAAUUAAAAAAUGUUUUGGUAGACAAAGAAGCUGAAAUUACUGCUCUACGAGGAGAAUUGUCAGAUAAAAAAUACCAAGGAAAAGGAAAAAAGCAAGAUGCGGACUCGCCUUGCCGUCAAUGCGAGGGAUUGCGACAACAACUUGCUAGCCUAACUAGUUUAUAUGACAAACUGAAAGUCGAGAAAAAGAGCAUUGAAAAUUUUGCCGAAAAUAGCAAAUCAGAUAAUAAAGAACAUGACCUAGAAGAAAAAUUAGCAGAUAAUGAAGUUAAUUUAGCCCUAAUUUUGGCAAGUUCAGAAAAUAAAGACAAGGAAAUAAAAAAACUAGAAGAAACGUUAAACGAGGUUAUCAAAACCAACAAUGAGGAGGGGGAAAAAUACCAAACCGAAAUUGGUAAUUUACGAACAAAGAUUACUGAAUUAGAAAAACAAAUAAACGAGCAAGAAAAAGUUAAUCGACCAACCCCAGAAGAUUUAGAAAAGAUUAAAACACUAGAACAACAA